UUUUAGUUUUCAUUUUGUAUGAGACGCACACAAACAAAGGCUUUUUGUUAUUAUCAUCAAAAUAGCAACAUUAAUGCCAUUUGUUGAUGACGACAAACGCGAUCCAAGUGUCAUUUAUAGUAUGAGAAUUGCCACAAAUCGUCAGCAAGUGCAAAAGCGGCCGAGCAGCUCGAUAAUCCGCCAAUUUCCAGAGCAGUUGUCGCCAACGCUCUAAACAACAACAAAAAAAAGGCGCGAAUUAAAUAAAUAAUUUGAUUGCUUCAAACAUGUCACAGCAUAGCAAAUUCACCAGCUGCAGCAGCAGCAGCAACAAUAAUCAUAGCAAGCAUAAAGACAUCAAGAGUUUGUUACCCAAUUUCAAUGAGUUCAUCGAUGGUAAAGAUUCCCUGGAUGAUUUGGGCGCCUUCGUGUCCAAUGCGGUGCAAUUCAUUGCCAUGUGCCCCAAUGCCUUCAACAAACAGUUUCCUAAAUCGGAGAACGAAUGUCUGCAAAAGAUUAUGCAGGCAUUGAAUGCGAGGUCAACUGGUGGUCAACAGCAGCCUGGUCAGAUCUUUUAUGAGCAAUACAACGACGCCACCGAAUCAAUUAAUGAGCAGCGUGUCCGAGACAUGUUGGCCAAUCUGCUGCUGUGCAGCCUGCAAGAUGACUCACAGCUGCAGCUGCUGCUGGGCGAUGGCUCACUGUUGCCCCCACCGCACAGCAACAAAUCCUCACUGCAAUCCUCAAGCCAACACAAUGGCAAUGGAAAUGGUCUUAGAAAUGGCAACUCAAAUGGCAACAGCAGCGGCAACACCAUCAGCUAUGAUCCAACACAAGCGAGCGUGGCCUUGGGCCAACAGUCGAUACCCAACUAUAUGCUGGAGCUGGCGAAGCAGCAGAAUAUCGAUGUGGGCGAUGAUAUUGUGCAGAAUGCCAUCUACUCGUUCAUCGGGGUGCAGGGCAAGUAUCUGAAGAAGGAUGUGGUCACGGGACGCUUCAAACUGGAUGCCGCACAUGUCAAACAACUGUCGAGUGGCCAAAGUAGCCUGCUAUUGCGUCUCGCCGAGCUCGGUUACUAUCACGAUCAGGUAAAAAAGUACUCGAACAGCUCGACGGGCUACAAUGCCAUGGGCAGCAUGGGUUACGCCUUUAUGUCCAGGCUGAAGCAGGAGCUGAAUGAUUAUCAUGGUCAGGUGGCGCAGCUGUUGGAUGUGGUGAAGCGGCAUCGCCUUGGCCAGCUUACAGACUAUGCGAACAGUGAUUUGGAUUGGUUGCAGCAGCGUCAGCAGGCACCGCUGACACUGAUGAAGCUGAUCACCUGGUAUAUGCGUCCAUUGCAGCGCAUGCAAUGGCUGACCAAGAUCUCGAAUGCGUGUCAGUUGCGCAAGGGCGGCGAACUUGCCUCUGUCGUCUAUGGCUUCCUGAACAAUGGCAAUCCCAUGUUGGAUAAGCUGGCCAAUGAUCUGUUGAGUGUUUGCUGUGUGCCGCUCGUGCACAUGAUCUCCAAGUGGAUGCUUGAGGGUGGCAUCGAGGAUAACCAUGGUGAGUUCUUUGUGGAAUCACUGGCCGAUGUGGGAGCCGAUCGUUUGUGGCACGACAAGUUUCGCCUGCGCUUGAGCAUGAUUCCCAGCUUCAUCUCGCACGAGUUGGCCGACAAAAUACUGAAGACGGGCAAGUGCAUUAAUUUUCUGCGCGAAAUCUGCAAGAUCGAUGAGGCUGUCAAGGGGCGCAAGGAGCUGAAGCACAUCAUCGACAAUCAAGUUUCGCACAUCUUUGCCUUCGUCCCGGAUACCACUUGGCAUGCGGCCAUCGAGACGUGCUACGCACAAACAUCGAAACAUGUGCUGGACAUCAUGGUGGGACCGCAUAAGCUGCUCGUGCAUCUGCAGGGAAUGCGUCGCUAUCUACUGCUCGGCCAAGGCGACUUUGCGACCAUCUUCAUCGAGAACAUCAAGGAUGAGCUGGUCAAGCUCGGGUCGGAUAUUUACUCGCAUGAUUUAUCGGCCAUGCUCGAUGCCGCUUUGCGUGGCACAAAUGCCCAAUACGAUGAUCCCGAGAUCCUCAAUCAUUUGGAUGUGGUUGUCAAGACACCGUAUCCGGGUGAUUGCGGCUGGGAUGUGAUCUCGCUGCAGUACACGGUGUGUGGUCCGUUGGCCACGAUGCUCGAGCCAGCGAUGCCCACGUAUAAGACACUCUUUAAACCGUUGUGGCGCAUGAAGUACAUGGAGUUUGUGCUCUCCACCAACAUCUGGAAGGAGCAAAUGGGCAAUGCUAAGGCAUUGCGCGCACUCAACAAUGAAAUUGGCAAAGCCACACACAGAUUGAAUCUGUUUACGGCCGAGAUCAUGCACUUCGUCCACCAGAUGCAAUAUUAUGUGCACUUCGAGGUCAUCGAAUGCAACUGGGUGGAAUUACAAAAGCGAAUGCAAAAGGCAACCGCCUUGGAUGACAUAUUGGAUGCGCAUUCGAAGUUCUUGCAGGCGAUUAGUAUUGGUUGCUUUGUGAAGGAUUCGACGAACAAGGAAAGCCAUCUGGGUGUAGUGUACGAUACGAUCAUCAGUUUGGUGAACAUACAAGCACAGUUCUACGAAGAUUGCUUCACCGAACUGAAUGCCCGCAAGGAAAUGGCCAAAAUCAUUGCCGAAUCGGAGCAAAGCGGUCGUUUUGGUUUGACAACGGUGCAGAAAAUGGAACGUGAUCAGGAGCGUAAAAUCUUCGAGCAAAAGGUCGUGACAUUCUGUCACACACUCGAGGACACAUCGUCGAUAUAUGGCAAGGCGGUGGGUGGCUUUUUGCUGGCCCUCAACUCUAGCACGGAUCCCAAUCUGCAGCUGUUUGGCACACGGCUGGACUUUAACGAGUAUUACAAGAAGCGCGACACAAAUCUCAGCAAACCGUUGACAUUUGAGCACAUGCGCAUGAGCAAUGUGAAUGGCCAUACAAAGAGUCAUUCAACGGGUAAAUAUAGCAUGGCGCCACAAUUAUAGGUUGCCCCGUUUACGUGUCGAAGAACAAACGCUGCUUCCCAGUGCCAACAAUUAGAUGAAGAACAAAACAA
Messenger RNA from Drosophila sulfurigaster albostrigata, 3037 nucleotides. RefSeq names its product gamma-tubulin complex component 3-like. The transcript is spliced from 5 exons. Lineage: Eukaryota; Metazoa; Arthropoda; Insecta; Diptera; Drosophilidae. The coding region runs from base 267 to 2966 and encodes 899 amino acids. Gene Ontology annotation, molecular function: microtubule minus-end binding; gamma-tubulin binding. Gene Ontology annotation, cellular component: gamma-tubulin small complex; equatorial microtubule organizing center; spindle pole. Gene Ontology annotation, biological process: microtubule nucleation; meiotic cell cycle; mitotic cell cycle. The record is from RefSeq and is a predicted model, not a curated record.